AUGCGCGCACUGAGCCAAAGGACUCCAGCUGAUGGAUCGGGAAGUCGAAUCUUGCUCAAGUCGAAAUCAUUUUUUCUUCGUGAAAGCACAAACUACGUUAUCCACAACCAGAGAAAAUCGAGCUACCAAACAUAUAUUCCUCAGCUCCUAAACGACGAGGAAGAGAAGAAGAAGAUGAAGGGACUUCUCCCAUGGAGUCGUUGCCCAAACUCAGCAUUCAUCUCCCUCCCUUUCCCGGCCGCUCCAAACCCCAAAACCCACAAACCCAAGUUACUCGCAAUUACCGCGACCCUCAGCUCGGUGGACGAAACCCCGCUCACGGCCCGAGAGAGAAGGAAGAUGAAGAACGAGAGGAGAGAAAGCAAGCCCGCUUACAAUUGGAAGGAAGAGGUCGAGAUGAGGCUUAUUGAAAAGCCCAAAAAGCGCUACGCCUCGUGGAAGGAUGAACUGAAUCUGGAUAAUCUCGCCAUGUUGGGGCCCCAGUGGUGGGUUGUUAAAGUCUCCCAAGUUUCGAGCCAGGAUAGCGCAGAAAGGAUGGCCCUCUCCAUGGCCCGAAACUUCCCUGAUGCGGAGUUUAAGGUGUAUGCUCCAUCAGUUCAAAUCAAGAAAAAAUUAAAGAAUGGCUCGAUUUCUGUUAAACCAAAACAACUGUAUCCCGGAUGUGUGUUCCUAAGAUGCGUGCUGAAUAAGGAUGUGCAUGAUUGCAUACGAGAAUGCCGAGGGGUUGGGGGUUUUGUUGGGUUUAUGGUUGGAAAAACAAAGCGGCAGAUAAAAAAGCCCAGGCCAGUCGAUGAACCAGCUAUGGAAGCAAUAUUCAAGCAAGCAAAGGAAGAGCAAGAAAAAGCCGAUCAAGCUUUUGAAGAAGAGCAACAAAAGGAACAAGAAUUGGAUUCUAAUGCCACGAAAAAGCCCGGAAGAAGAGGUGGAAAAGCUGAAGAAAAGCGUAUAGCGGGUAAAAUUACAGCCUUGAAACCUGGUUCGACUGUUCAAGUUGUAUCUGGGUCAUUUGCAGGCUUUUCUGGCACGCUUACGAAGGUUGACAAGAAGACAGGGCUGGCAACAGUUGGAUUUACAGUGUUUGGGAAGGAAACUCUGGCUGAUAUUCCUUCCAGUGAAAUUCUUGCUCAGGUGAAUUGACAGGCUACUUGUACAGAUUCUUUACUCGUAAAUUUACAUUAAAUUUACUCGUAAAUUUAUAUUAGCAGAGAACACAAAAAAACAAUGAGCAUGUUGUAUGAUCGGAGUCGAAAAUUAGAGGCCUAUUUAUCUGUUUUCUGCCAUUAUUGAUGAGAGAGAUAAAGAAAAUACAAUCAUGCAAAAUAGGUUCCGAUUAGGCGUGAUAAACAGGGAGAAAAUGGUAAUUUGUAGCUCGUAUUUUUCGGCAACAUGUAUGGAGAGGAAUAUAAAUGUUGUAAUUGUUAGGUCCUGAAUUUUAUUAUAUCUCGAGUUUUCAAAUGUUCAUUAUUAUGUCCUGAUUAAUGCUCUCAGUUUGAAAGCCACUUUAUAAGCUUGCUUUUCAACUCUUUGUUUACAAUAUUUGAUAAGUGAUAUUCUUAAAUUGCUCUCUUUCUCUGAACUUCUACAUUUCUUUAUGUGACAACAUAUUCGGA
This is a messenger RNA of Striga asiatica, 1610 nucleotides long. The record is from the annotation of a GenBank genome assembly. Lineage: Eukaryota; Viridiplantae; Streptophyta; Magnoliopsida; Lamiales; Orobanchaceae.